Messenger RNA from Rhagoletis zephyria (snowberry fruit fly), 2624 nucleotides. It is a transcript of the gene Teh2, whose product is annotated as tipE homolog 2 phospholipid transfer protein. The record is from RefSeq and is a predicted model, not a curated record. Lineage: Eukaryota; Metazoa; Arthropoda; Insecta; Diptera; Tephritidae. Gene Ontology annotation, cellular component: plasma membrane. Gene Ontology annotation, biological process: regulation of sodium ion transport. Gene Ontology annotation, molecular function: sodium channel regulator activity.
ACGGGCCCCAAAUUGGCAACAUGAAGAAAAGCUCAACAGCUACGACGACAAUGUCGUUCCCAACCAGUCCGACCAUUUCGGCGCAUACCAUCACCGGCAGUAAAAUUAGUUUGGGCAGCACAAAGACAGCGACUUCGGGUCGUUCUAGUCGCACGGGUUUGCAAUCGCCACAGCGAAAGAAAAGCGAUCUAGAAUUGGAGUCUAUAUUGGAGAAGGCUAAAUUUUACACAUCGCUGUGCCUUGGAACCACUGCAAUUCUCUCGGUCUUUGCCUUCCUCUUCCUCAUACCAUUCGUUGUGGAUCCGGCAAUUUCGACAAUAAUCGCAGAUUAUGAUCCUGUGCCAGUCACUUGUAUUGUCAUUGAUCAUAUCUAUGCGGAAGGCAUUCGAAAUUGUUCGUGGAGUUCAUGCCGUGAAGGCUGUACGUCAUCACUCACCAAGUGCCAUCAGUUGUAUGUGAACUAUACACGCAUCCCCUUCAGUGAAUGGGAGAAAAAUCCACGUGAAUUGGAUAAGGUGCAAUGGGAUGUUAGCUAUACGAAAUUUCUCAUCAAUUCCGAAGGCUGCGGUUAUCCACCCACAACGAAUUGUAGUGUCUUUGCGCGCCAAUAUGGCUACUCACACAUUGGCGAACCAUUUCCCUGCUACUAUAGUCGUGCCUACCCGGAAGUGGUGAUCGGUCGCUACUCGUGGGAGAAUAAUUUGUAUCAUCUUAUUUUGUCAAUCAUCAUACCAAAUGUGCUAUUCGCCAUUUCGAUUGGUGUGCUAAGCUAUUGGUAUUGUCCCUGCUGCGACAAGGCUUGCAACAAGUCUUCACGCGUCUAUGCGGAGAAGUUUCCCUCGAAGGAAGAAAAACUUCUGUGUCAAAGUGACGACGAAGAUGAUAUGGAAUACUAGUGAACUAGAAAAUCUAGUGUUAUGCUAGAAGAAGAAGAAGAAGAAGAAGAAGAACUCCUCGUAGCAUUAGCAAACAGCUGCACAGCUCACAACAAAUACAAUACAUACAAUGAAAACAAUUUUAGAAAAUUUCGAAAAUCGAUAAACACAUUUUGUAUUCCUAUUCGUAUUCGUAUUUGUAGUCAUUCGUAUUCAAUAGUUAAAUGCCAACAUAUAUUUACGCUCAGAUUCCCAGAUAGUGCAUACAUACAAACAAAGAAAUGUACAGAAAAGUAGGUACGUUAUGUACUCGCAUAGCAUCAUCUAAGUAGCUAUUUAUUCAUAUUCGUAAAUGUACUCUAUGCAGUGUAUGUAUGUUGGUAUGCGAACAAAUGAUGUUCGUCUUCGCAUUCGUAUUCGUAUUCAUGUACUAUAUUCACCUAGCCACCAGUCUCAGUAUUCGUAAUUCGAAAUAUUUUCCCACUCCAUAUUUAGCGCUAAAUACACACACAAACGCAAUAGUAUGUACAUACGUAUAUGUGCUAACAAUACAAUAGUAUAAAUAUACCAGCUUAUCACAAAAGGCCAAUGCAGUAUUUGCUAGUUAUUUCUUAAAGCUUUUAGUCAUAGUUAUUUUCAAAUUGCAAAUGCACUUGAAGUAAAACUUGAUAUGCAAUGCUAUGUAUAGCACGAUAUUAUAUGUAGUAUAUGAAUAAAUAAAAUAUGUAAGCUUUUUUGAAUUUAUAUUAUAAUAAUAAUAAUAAAAAUACAACCCUCAAAUUGUAUAUGUAUAUGAAUAGCCGCUAAGUAAAUGUGUAGAAUAAGAAAGUAUACGUCGACAGCUUAGUUUCGAAAGUUAGCAAAUAAAAACAUAAUAGCAUUGUUACUAAGUAUUAUUUAAGUAACAUUAAUUUAAAGCUUUUGCUCUUUUUGGCAAUGAAAGUGAAAGCUUUGGAUGAAGUGAUAAUUUACAUUAAAACUUUUUUGAAAACUUCAUUAACGAAGAAAUGCAAGUAAAAGCUUUGAAUUAAGUGAAAGCUCUGGAUGAAGUGAAAGCUGCAAGAGUAAAAAAGUUCUGGGCAUAUCUUAUCAAUCCAAUGCAAGCAAAAAACUAAACUUUCACUCCCCAAUCAAAUCACUGUUAUCAGCUUAACUUAACUUUCUUCGUAUAAAUAGUUUCAAGUAAACCCCUUCGUUGAAGUAAAAGCAGCGAGUGAAUAUAAAAACUUUGAUAGCAGCGAAAGCUGCAAAAUUCACAACUUUUUUGAAAGGUUUUGCUUGGUCAGUUUUUUUUUUUUCAAAAUUAAAUACAAGUAAACACGCUUGGAAAAGCGGAGGCUACAAAUUCAAAAGUCCAGCUGAAAACUGUGCGCAAGCUUUUAUACAAGCAAUUCUUUAAUCAGCAAGCGUUUGAAAAAAAAAUUAGCUUUUAUAGAGGUGUUAGCGUUUUCUAAAAGUGGUUAAUCAGCAAGCACUUAAAAGAAGACAUCAUUUUUAGAAUUCUUAGCAACUUUUCUAAAGCUUUAGCAUCAGCAAGCGAUUUAUAAAGAUCUGCUGCAAUCGAAACAGGGUGAAAGCUCUGCGCGUAAGUGAAAGCUUUUUUGUAAAAGUGAAAGCUUUGCACUUUUUUCACUCCCACUUUUGCAGCACAUAUAAGCCAGUCAUUUUAUUGCAUUCAUGCUGUUUAUUUCAGAUUCCUUCGCGUCUAAAAUUUGCAAAACUUCUCAAGCUUUUCACUACGAUAUGUAC